Molecule: messenger RNA, 2457 nt
Organism: Trichechus manatus latirostris (Florida manatee)
Lineage: Eukaryota; Metazoa; Chordata; Mammalia; Sirenia; Trichechidae
Gene: MAOB
Product: monoamine oxidase B
Exons: 15
Coding region: 50-1612 (520 amino acids)
Cellular component (GO): mitochondrion
Molecular function (GO): flavin adenine dinucleotide binding; primary methylamine oxidase activity
Source: RefSeq, a predicted model, not a curated record
CGAGACCACAGCAGCGGGCACCGGAGCGGCCCAGAGCAGGGCGAGCGCCAUGAGCAGCAAAUGCGACGUGGUCGUGGUGGGGGGCGGCAUCUCAGGUAUGGCAGCAGCCAAACUUCUCCACCAGUCUGGCUUGAAUGUGGUUGUUCUGGAAGCCCGGGACCGUGUGGGAGGCAGGACCUAUACCGUCAGGAACCAAAAGGUUAAAUAUGUGGACCUUGGAGGAUCCUAUGUUGGGCCAACCCAGAAUCGUAUUUUAAGAUUAGCCAAGGAGCUAGGAUUGGAGACCUACAAAGUAAAAGAAGUAGAGCGUCUGAUACACCAUGUAAAGGGAAAAUCAUACCCCUUCAAGGGGCCAUUCCCACGUGUGUGGAAUCCAAUUGCUUAUCUAGAUCAUAAUAACCUAUGGAGGACAAUGGAUGACAUGGGACGAGAGAUUCCCAGUGAUGCUCCAUGGAAGGCACCCCUUGCAGAGGAGUGGGACCGCAUGACGAUGAAGGAGCUCCUGGACAAGAUCUGCUGGACCGAAUCUGUGAAGCAGCUUGCCACUCUCUUUGUGAACGUCUCCGUCACUGCAGAGACCCAUGAGGUCUCUGCUCUCUGGUUCCUGUGGUACGUGAAGCAGUGUGGUGGCACAACCAGGGUCAUCUCAGCAACCAAUGGAGGACAGGAGAGGAAAUUUGUGGGUGGAUCUGGUCAAGUGAGUGAGCGGAUUAUGGAUCUCCUUGGGGACAAAGUGAAGCUGGAGAGGCCUGUGACCCACAUUGACCAGACAGGAGAAAAUAUCCUUGUGGAGACUCUAAACCAUGAGAUAUAUGAGGCUAAAUAUGUGAUUAGUGCUAUUCCUCCUAUUCUGGGCAUGAAGAUUCAUUUCAAUCCCCCUCUGCCAAUGAUGAGAAACCAACUGAUCACUCGUGUGCCUUUGGGUUCAGUCAUCAAGUGUAUAGUUUAUUAUAAAGAGCCUUUCUGGAGGAAAAAGGAUUACUGUGGAACCAUGAUUAUUGAAGGAGAGGAAGCUCCAAUUGCCUACACAUUGGAUGAUACCAAUCCUGAUGGCAACUAUGCUGCCAUAAUGGGAUUUAUCCUUUCCAACAAAGCCAGAAAACUGGCACGUCUUACCAAAGAAGAAAGGUUGAAGAAACUUUGUGAGCUCUAUGCAAAAGUUCUGGGAUCUCAAGAGGCUCUGCAGCCUGUGCACUAUGAAGAGAAGAACUGGUGUGAGGAGCAGUACUCCGGGGGCUGCUACACGACCUACUUCCCCCCUGGGAUCAUGACUCAAUAUGGAAGGGUUCUCCGCCAGCCGGUGGACAGGAUUUACUUUGCAGGCACUGAAACUGCCACACACUGGAGUGGUUACAUGGAGGGGGCUGUGGAGGCCGGGGAGAGAGCAGCUCGAGAGAUCCUGCAUGCCAUGGGAAAGAUUCCAGAGGAUGAAAUAUACCAGCCGGAACCAGAGUCUGAGGAUGUGCCUGCGAGGCCCAUUGCCAUGACCUUCUUGGAGAGACAUCUGCCCUCUGUGCCAGGCCUGCUGAGACUGAUUGGAUUUACCACUGUCUGUUCAGCAACUGCUGUUUGCUACUUGGCUUACAAAAGGGGGCUACUUGUGCAGAUCUGAAGAGAGGUUCUCUGUAACCACACACUUUCUGGUAUGUGGGUUUGAGGAAGGGGUUGCAAUAAAGUUCCACAAAGACAUGGAGAAUGUGGAGUGAGGUGGUAGCAUGAAGAUAAGUUAGACUUCUGACCACAGGAAACAUAAUUAUCUCUUUCUCCAUUUUGAUCCCUAGUUAUCAUCCUUUGCCUGGCUUUUAAGGCCUAGCACCAACUCUGUCUCACCCAUUUCCAGGUUUACUGCCCCCUAAACCAUUACAGUAGUUUAAUAGGCUUGUUUAAAGCCCUUGCUCUUUACAGCACACCUUGCCCUGUGCACAACUAGCUUUUUUCCCACCUCAGUGGCUUUAUGCUUGUCCUUUCUCUUACCAGUAAUAUACUCAACUUCCCAAGUUGUCUGCAUUUAUCCUUAGAAUCCUGGAUUGUGAUAGUUGGAAGACCUUAGUGACCAUCUAAUCCAUGGCCUUUUAUUUUAGAGUUGAGCAAACUGAAGGCAAGAGAGGUGGAACUUAUUUGGCCAAGAUCCACAAUAAGCCACUGGUCUUCUGGGGACUAGAACACAGGUCCUCUGCUUUUCCCACCUCCCAGGAUGUAUUCCUCAACCUUCCUCCUCCACUUCCUGCCACAGCCACUGAUGGUGUCCUUGUGUGUGGGUUUGCUCUGCACUAAGUUGUCUUGCACUACUCAAACGCUGCUUAGUAUAUACUCUUAAGACUUGCUGUCUUGUGUGGUAUGUCUCCAGCUGAUUUUAAUUUUGGGGGGCUAAAAAUCUUGUCUGUUCUUCCUUCAUAUCUUAUGUCUUGAUACAAGGUCAGUACACAAUAAGUAAUUAAAAAUAAAGUUGAUUAACCA